Henningerozyma blattae CBS 6284 is the source of this 849-nucleotide messenger RNA. RefSeq names its product SNAP receptor USE1 (gene USE1). Bases 1 to 849 code for a protein of 282 amino acids. The transcript has a single exon. NCBI's taxonomy places the organism in Eukaryota, Fungi, Ascomycota, Saccharomycetes, Saccharomycetales, Saccharomycetaceae. Gene Ontology annotation, biological process: retrograde vesicle-mediated transport, Golgi to endoplasmic reticulum. Gene Ontology annotation, cellular component: endoplasmic reticulum; SNARE complex. Gene Ontology annotation, molecular function: SNAP receptor activity. The record is from RefSeq and is a predicted model, not a curated record.
AUGUCUAAAAUUUUACAGCAAAAUCUCCAUGCAGCCAAAGAUGGUAUCUCUGAUCCGUUUUUAAACUAUGUAUUGGAUAGUAAAAUUGAAAUGAACUUGCGCCGUUUGAAGGAAACUAUCAUUGAAAAUCAACUGAAUUCAAAACAAUUUACAUCUUCAGCAACAAAUCUAAACUCAAAUAGACUUCAAGUAACUGACGCAAAGAGUAUAUCUGACUACCAAAGAAAUUUUAAUAAAUUAUCCUUUGAAAUUCAGAAGGAUAAAAAUGAAGUGUAUAAUCAAAUGCAAAAACAUUACGAAGCUCAACAAAAGAAUACGAAAACACGGAGAUAUAGUAUAGAUUUUGAUACCGCGAUUGAUUUGAAUGAAGUUAAGCCAGAAUUACUAACUGACUUAGACGAUAGCAUUCGUUACCGAGAAGAUAUGGUCAAUAUGUCAUCAGGUUCCUUUCCAAAUGAUACGGAUGGAAUGGCAGAACUAAGAAAGCGUUUAUUAGGUAAUAAAGAUCUAACUGACGGAAAUGGUAUUAAUAAUACAACGUUAGAUAAACAAAUUAAAGAUCAAGAUAAUAUUCAAAAUAACUUGGUCGAAGAUAUGACUAGGUUAGUUGGAGCUUUGAAACAGGGUGCAACUGCUUUUCAAAAUGCUUUAGAGGAAGAUACCAAUGUUCUUGGAGCAGCUGAACUAGGUGUUCAAGCAACACAAAGAGGUUUAGGUGAUAUUAGCACUAAGCUCUCAAGUUAUGAUAAGCAAAAAUUGGGUUACAUGUUUUUUAUCUUGACAUUGUUAUUCAUGUUUAUUGGUCUAAUAGUUGUCUAUAUAAUUAUUAAAAUAUUUCCAGCAUUGUAG